UCUUUAUAACAUGGCACCCUCUGUUUCUCAUCUGUGUCUUUAUGUGCUGGGGGUAGUGAUGGUAGGGUCUGUAGCACGCUGUGAUUUUAUAGAGUCACAUUUCGGAGCAUAUAUGCCUGGUGACAUUGUCCUUGGAAUUGUGGGAUCAGUUCAUUCUAAAGUACAAGACCUUAAAAAUCGGACAAGCCCAGGAUUGUAUACUUGCACAGACUUUGAUCAAAUACCAUUUAUGGCAUCUUUAGUUGUGUUUCACACAAUUGAAGAGAUCAAUAACUCAGGCUUCCUUCCUGGUAUUAAACUUGGUUAUCUGAUGUGUGAUGCUUGUGUAUAUGGUACCAAAGCUUUAGACUGUGUGGAGCGCAUGCUUGCUGUUAAUGGGCCACCUACACUCCUCCCUGACUACUCAAACUUCACAUCACCCAUAAAAGCACUCUUGGGUGAAAGAUACUCAGAAUUGUCUAUUCCUAUUGCCAAACUCCUCAGUCUCUACAUGAUUCCCCAGAUAAGUUGCACCUCUACUGCACCAGCACUGAGUGACAAAUUACGCUAUGCGUCGUUCUUUCGCGUUGUUCCAAGUGAUUUGUACCAGACUAAGGCACUGGCAAAGCUCAUGAGCCAUUAUUCCUGGAACUGGAUUGGGGUGGUUACCCUUGAUGAUGAUUAUGGCAGAGCAGUCCUUGAGAACUUUGUGCAGGAUGCACAGAAAGAACAAGUGUGUCUCCAUUACCAGAAAAUCUUACCAAAUUACCUAGGUUCAUCAGAUAUAGAAGAGAAAAUAAUAAAUGUAGCUGAUCAAAUUGAAUCUUCAAAUGCAACAGUUGUUCUGCUUAUUCUAAGACCAGAACAUGUGCAGAUGAUCUUUCAGGAGAUGAUUAAGAGAAAUGUUAGUCGGGUCUGGAUUGCUAGCGAUGCCUGGUCCACAGCACGCUUCUUAAUGAAGAUGAAAGACAUUAACAAAGUGGGAGACAUAUUUGGUUUUACUUUCAUCACUGGGGACAUUCCUGGUUUUGCAGACUACGUGCGGAACAUUAGACCAAGUCCAGGGGCGAGGAAUGAUUUCAUCACUGAGUAUAAACAAAUGCGGUCAAACUGCGCUCAGGGUCAGGAAUCACAGAACCCUUUUUUUUUGUAUUGCAACAAUACAGAUGAUAGUUUCCUUCUUCAGACUGUGGAUCUGACAGAGGCUUUCAGUCAGAGAGUGGCAGUCUAUGCCAUUGCUAAUGCUAUCAAGAAGCUUUUAAAAUGUGAUGACACUUCCUGUUCUGAAGACACUAACUUCCUGCCUUGGAAGCUUAUAAGCAUUCUUCGUAACAUGAACUUCACUGUGGACAACCAGACAUACUUCUUUAAUAAAGACGGUGAUUUUGAAAAUGGUUAUGAUCUUAUCAUGUGGAAGAAGGAUGGUGAUGAAAGAAUACUUGAUGUUGUGGGGAAAUACCUUAUAAGCAAUAACAACGUUGAUGUCUAUGAACAAAAAAUCUCAUGGUUUAACAAUACGGUUCCUGAAUCCAGAUGUUCAAAGAAGUGCCCAAAAGGCACACACAAGAACAUAUUAAAUAUAACAUGCUGCUAUACCUGUAUCAGCUGUGCUGCUGGAGAAUAUUCUGACCAAGAGGAUCAAGCAAUGUGUUCAAAGUGUCUAAAUGGAACAUCUAAUGCUGAAGCAACAAAAUGUGUGGAAUGGAAGGUGGGAAUUUUGGAGUGGUCAGCAGCACAUUCUAUUGUGGUUCUUUUUGCGACAGCAAUUGGCAUCCUACUAUUAGUUGCCUCGAUUAUAUUUUUCAUUAAACACAGAAAACACAGAAUAGUAAGCGAGAUCUUAAUAUUGUUGUGCAUUAUGCAUGUAGGCCUAGUUGUAAGUUUUGGAAGUGUAAUAGCUUUUUUAGGUGAUCCAACCCCCCAUCAGUGCAUGUUACAACAGGCAAUGUAUGGUCUUGGCUUCACUCUCACUGUGGCAUGCAUUCUGGUUAAGGCGUUUGGCUCGUUCAUAGCCUUCCUGUCCUAUGACCCAAAUAGACAGCGUUAUUUAAGCAGGUUUAAUAGGGCUUUUGUUAACAUAGCCAUCAUCACUGCUGUUCAAGGUCUCAUUUGCCUCUUCUGGUUUAUAUUUGAUCCUGCUUUUGUUAACAAAAAACAAUCUAAAUAUGAUUCAACUGUUAUGGACCAUAUGUGUGCUUAUGGGUCUAACUUGGCUGGCUUUGCUGUGUUGCAUAUAUACAUUGCUGUUCUAGCUGUGUUAUGUUUUGUCUUUGCCUUCAAAGGAAGAGAGAAUGAGAAUGAGCCUAUAGUCUUCAGCAUGCUCUUUCAUUUGUUUGUCUGGCUUUGUUUUAUUCCGUUCUUUUUCCUAAUGGAGGAAAAGCGGCACAUUAUUCAGCUCUCUGCUAUUAUGGUCUCCAACUAUGGAGUCAUGAUCUGUCACUUCAGCCCAAAAUGGUACAGAAUAUUUUUUAGAAAUUAGAGAGAAGAAACCCUAUUUUCACUCUGCUGGCAGGAACAUGGACAGAAGUUGGUUCUAUUAGGCAAAAUAUGUAGACGAAUUUAAAAGCAGUAGAAGUAUUGUGGUAAAUGGUAUAUUCAGCUAGUGAAUAAAAAAUAGCUACAGGGCAAAGAAACAAUAUUCAAUAAACAAUAUAACAAAGUCCAUAUCAUUGCAAGGGUUUGAGCUCAAUUAUGAAAUCGUUGGUGUGAAUUGAAAAGGACAAUCUAUAUGAACAAACAAGAAUAUGUAAAUGUUACUAAAAUACGGUGCAUAGAGGCAAAUAUUGAGAUCCCUUAUCAGCAUUAUUAGACACUAUUUGAAAAGACAUUUACCCUUUACAAGAUUCCAUUGUACUUAAUCUCACAAUAUGAAUCAUUACACAUUUCUGUAUUACACGUUUCAUGAAGGGUUGCAAUAAUUGUAUGAUGUUUUUCAUUUUAAAUAUAGUAUAAAAUAGCAGUAAUUUUUUUAAGACAAUUAUUGUAAAUAGG
Molecule: messenger RNA, 2970 nt
Organism: Hemibagrus wyckioides
Lineage: Eukaryota; Metazoa; Chordata; Actinopteri; Siluriformes; Bagridae
Product: G-protein coupled receptor family C group 6 member A-like
Exons: 6
Coding region: 11-2458 (815 amino acids)
Biological process (GO): G protein-coupled receptor signaling pathway
Cellular component (GO): membrane
Molecular function (GO): G protein-coupled receptor activity
Source: RefSeq, a predicted model, not a curated record